Molecule: messenger RNA, 1665 nt
Organism: Notothenia coriiceps (black rockcod)
Lineage: Eukaryota; Metazoa; Chordata; Actinopteri; Perciformes; Nototheniidae
Product: olfactory receptor 1D2-like
Exons: 1
Coding region: 559-1560 (333 amino acids)
Biological process (GO): detection of chemical stimulus involved in sensory perception of smell; G protein-coupled receptor signaling pathway
Cellular component (GO): membrane
Molecular function (GO): G protein-coupled receptor activity; odorant binding; olfactory receptor activity
Source: RefSeq, a predicted model, not a curated record
CUCCCCAUGUCCUGUCAGCAUACCGGCCGACUCCAGCACCUCGUCUCCUGUUGGCUGUCCGUCCGACGCCAGCUCCCCAAGUUCUGUUGGCGAACCAACCCACUCAAGUGUCGUUGGAGGUCCCGCAGACUGCCUUGUUUCACAAACCGUGACACCUGUUGUCAUCACAUUUCAUUCGAAACCUUUAAAACAUAUUUCCAAGGAGACUAAUUUACCUUCAUUACAGGUAACCUUUAGUUUGUGUGAAGGAUGAAAUAAAUAGGUAUUCAGUAAUUUACAUAACCACAUUGUUUUUCUUUUUUAGUUAUUAUUUAUUUUAGCCAAAAGUCCACAGUAAUAUAUUUGCAUAUUUGGUCCCACCUUUGGUCGCCUCAACAGCUCAGUGAAUGGCCGGUUGCAUUCUCAAGGCUGUUUUUGUUUUUGACAAAACAGAUAAAUCGUUUGGUGCCGCCACAUUUAACUGUCACUUCUUUUGGCCACACAGCCUUGGAUACUCAGCUCUCUGCAAACUACUGGUAACUGUGUCGUUUGAAUUUAAUUCUAAAUAUAUGUGGUGAAAUGGGUUUGAGAAAUCACAACAAAUUGAAGAUGUUUGAAAAUGUUUCUUCUGCCACAGUGUUUACUCUUUCAGGUUUAUAUUUUACAUUUGAAGAAAGAAUUACCCUCUUCUGCUUGACUUUACUGUGGUAUCUUAUGAUCAUUUUUGGAAAUGUUGCUCUUAUUGUUGCUAUUAUUAUGGAUAAAAACCUCCAUGAGCCUAUGUAUAUAUUUUUGUGUAAUCUCUGCAUUAGUGCUCUGUAUGGAACUGUCGGGUUUUACCCAAAGUUUCUUCUGGAUCUUCUGUCAUCUCAUGUAAUUUCCUAUGCUGGUUGCAUGCUUCAAGGUUAUGUGAUACACUCCUCAUCUUGCUGUGAUUUUUCUAUCUUAGCUUUGAUGGCAUAUGACAGAUAUGUGGCAAUAUGUCGACCGCUUGUUUACCAUUCAGUUAUGACCAGACAGAGAGUCUCACUCUUUGUUCUUUUAUCUUGGUUUUUUCCUCUUCUCCUUAUGUUCAUGAACUCAGCAUCCUUAUUAGGAAUACGUUUAUGUGGAUCACACAUAAAAAGGAUCUAUUGUGUCAACUGGAUGAUAGUUACUCUUGCUUGCUCGCCUCCGAAAGCAAAUUCUGCAAUCGCAUAUUUUAACAUUUUAUUCUAUUUUGCACAUUUCGUGUUUAUUGUUUGGUCUUACAUGUAUUUGAUAAGAACGUGCAUAUCCUCCAGAAAAUGGGGGAAGUUUAUACAGACAUGCAUGCCACAUUUAAUCUCUCUAAUCAUUUUUGCCACAGCUGUGCUUUUAGAUGUAAUGUACAUGAGAUUUGGGAAAGUUGAGUUCUCUCAAAACUUCUAUAAUUUCAUGGCAAUACAAUUUCUGCUUAUUCCUCCAUUUGUGAAUCCAUUUAUAUAUGGUUUCCAACUGACCAAGGUUCGCAACAAAAUCUUGAAGUUAAUUUGUUUUAAAAAGAGAGAUGCAAAGUGUCAUGUCAUGACUUUUCAUAUCAGAGGCAAGCCGUCAAACUGAGAUAUAAUACAUUGAAAAUAAAUGAAUGCAUUGUUUUGAUUUAAAAAUGAAAUGUUUUUGAGUCUACAUUUAUUUGUGAAAUGUGUAUGUUACAAAUUGUUAGUU